Vigna unguiculata (cowpea) is the source of this 270-nucleotide messenger RNA. The record is from RefSeq and is a predicted model, not a curated record. Lineage: Eukaryota; Viridiplantae; Streptophyta; Magnoliopsida; Fabales; Fabaceae.
AUGGAACAGUAUCAGAAUCAGUACGGUGCUGCUACUAUCAGUAAGGAUCCUGUUCAGCAGGAAAUGGAGACCACCGGAGACACCACCGGAGUUGGGUUUGGUGGCGGCGGUGGCGGUGGAAGUACACAAGUCAUAGCUGAAGAUUAUGAUACCAGAAAUAGCAAUUAUGAUAACAGCAACAGCAACAACAGUGGAGAGAAGCAGAAGAAAGGAAUCAUAGAGAAAAUAAAAGAGAAGCUUCCUGGGACUGGAACACAUCAACACAAGUAG